Molecule: messenger RNA, 1011 nt
Organism: Alternaria postmessia
Lineage: Eukaryota; Fungi; Ascomycota; Dothideomycetes; Pleosporales; Pleosporaceae
Exons: 1
Coding region: 1-1011 (336 amino acids)
Source: RefSeq, a predicted model, not a curated record
AUGGCGCCGGCAGCGUCGAAUCCGAAGACUCCACACGCUCCGACAAAGUUCGUCCCAUCAACAAUAUACAAACCCGCUGUUCUGCAUCCGCCACAUUCUCUCAGCAAGAUAGGGCAGAGCGGCCACUGGGUACCAUAUCCUCUUGGUCUCAUGCCGUACGAUUCUUGGUACAAGCUCCAUCAUAGUAAUGGUGCUGACAUCCAGCCGAAACCGGCUCUCAGCUGUCCGGUCUGUGGAGGUAAGCGUGAAAUGACCGCUCACAUGCACAAACUAUUUCUGGUCGCCGAACGGCUUACCUGGGAGGACGAUCUACUGUCAGUUCACGACAAAGAACUCAACGCGAACUUGAACCUCAAGAUCAACAACGAGCACGGCAUCCAACGGCCCAUCGUCAACAACUCAGUACAUCUACCUGGGAGCAAGUACAGUAAGAUGAACAAAUUCCAUCCUUACUACAAUGAGCAUGAGAUGAUGCUCGCCCUUGAACUUCUGUCUGCAACAGAGAGCUUGACAGAAGCAUCGUGGUCGUUGUGGCUUGAGAUGCAGCUGUAUGCCGAAAAGAUAUGGGGAGCAGGCGAAACAACAGGUAGUCUCUCGUCUGAGACGAUGGCAGGAGAGCAUAUGAGAGCACCUGACACGACAUCACAUGACUGUGUGUCUGAACGACCGAGACACACUUCUGGGUUGCUCACGCCGCCAUUAUCCUCCGAGAAAGAGCCUGUGCAUGAAGACGCUUCCUUGAAGACAUCCACGACCACUGUCUUGCCCAUUCACGCUGCUAUUUCUGCCAUGCAACAGAGUCGUUCUACCACCAACGCCACAACUUCUUCCAGCUGUAGCAACCGCAUCAUCAGCUAUAGAAGCCUGCAAGACUUCUACACCCUUCUCGACCAGAUUGAGAGAACAUCGUAUGUCGGAGCGCUCUUCCUGGAAUCGUACGCUGAGAGGCUGAAGGACGAUAUGUGCAAGGACUGCUGGUUUGCUCACAACGUCAGACUUGAUGUUUUCUAG